This is a messenger RNA of Papilio xuthus (Asian swallowtail), 3078 nucleotides long. The record is from RefSeq and is a predicted model, not a curated record. Lineage: Eukaryota; Metazoa; Arthropoda; Insecta; Lepidoptera; Papilionidae.
UCCACAUGCGAAGUUAAACUCAUUUCAAUGGUGACACUUCAGAGGAAAAUGGCUGUUGUUUUGGUUACAAUAUUUGCGUUUUUGGUGAGUGGAACACUUGCCGGAUAUGUGUACCCAAAACCUACAAUACCGUUUAAUUUACCUAUAAACAGGCCAAUCAAUCAUGAUGCAGCGAAAGAAUUUUUAUCUCAAUCAAAUGAGAAGGCUGUGUCAUAUUCAAUACCUAUAGAAGAAUAUCAUUAUUUGAAACAACACAAAGCAGAGCAUCAAACUUCCAAUGAGGCCCAGACUAAUAGCUUUAGAAAUGGAGAAAAUUUAUUAUUAUUAGAGAAAAUAAUAAAACAUUACGAUAAUGGUUUUACAAACUUAGAAGAAACAGGAAUAGAUCACAUUGAGAAUACAAAUGGCAAUGGAAUAGCCGAAGAAGUACUACAGCAAACAGGAUCUCCAAAUAUCGUUUCUAUUAAUGAAACACCAAUUGUUAAUGUAAUUCCUAGUGUUAACCCUGUUCUCAUACAAAAUGUGAUUCCCCAAACUGAGAAUUACGUCCAACAUAAUGUGGUACAAAACAUUGUAGAACCAGUUAUAAAUAAACAUAUUUAUUUCCAUGUACCACCUCCAGAUAUCGAAGAACCAAUAGUCCAACGCCUGCCUAAUCCAAUAAAGAAGACAUACAAGAUAAUAUUCAUAAAAGUGCCAUCUCAAGAAUCAUCAAAUAAUGCGAGAAUUCAACAAGCUAUAAACAAUCAAAUCAAUCAGAACUCUGCUGUUUCGGAAAAGACUUUAAUAUAUGUGCUAGCGAAGAAACCAGAACCCGUGCAGAUUUUACCGCCGCCACCGCCCACUCCAUCCCAGCACGAAGUGUUAUUCGUGAAUUAUAGAGGGAAACAGAAUAGUGCGCCUUUACCAAUAGCCAGUGAAUUGUUUCAAGGAAAUUCUGCGCUAAGUCAAACUGAGAAUUUACGACUUGGAUUGGUUAACGGCCAAAUAUAAGGUAGAUAGAUUUAAGGCAUUUUAUUUUGCUUAAAAUAGUCAUAUGAUACUAUUUUUGUUUUUAAUGUUAUUAUUAGUAGAAUGAAACAUUCAAGCCAAAUAUUUACAAUCUUAGUAAUAAGCAUUAACAGUAAUGUUGGAUAAGCUUUAAUCUCCACUUUUCCGUAAUUUUGUACUGUAAAUUUAUUUUUAAAGUUUCAAAUUCAUUACAUAUUAAUUUUAUCAAAGUAUGUAAAUUUUUUUUAUUGGACAGUGAUUAAAAAUCUAUAAAACCGUCCAGGAAAUUAAUUAACUCGCUGGGACAAAUAGCGGUAAAAAUAAUAGCUUAUGAUAUCCAUAUGUAUUAAAGUGCAACAUUUUUAGUGAAAAUGGAAGGUGGUCUUGUAAAAUUUUAUUAUUAAAUAAUACACUUUGUGUUUGUUUUAAAGAAUAAUCACAAUUAUUGGAUACCCACGAUGUCUGCUUAACAUCAAAAUGUACUACGCAUUAAAAUCAUUAAACUACAAACUCUUGGUUAAUAUUUUUGCCCAGCCGCGGAUGUCAUAUUUACAAUUUGUUGUACCAAAAUAUAUAUAUUCUGGUUUUGCUUUGCGCAUAUAAAUUGUUGUUUACUACUAUCAUUUAUCAAACACUAAAGAAAUAAUUGUUUUGUUGUGUUAGAAUAAAAAUUGCCUUCAACAUUAUUUGCAUGCGAUGUGUUAAAUUAACAUUUUAAAAUAUGCAUAUCCCAAUAAACUAUAAAAACUUCCAUAAUCAUUCGCAGAUGUGUCAUAAUGAAUGACAUAAUCAUGUUAUGUAAUCGAGAAAAUUUGAUUGCCGCAUCAAAAAUAUUCUCAAGAAUUUGGACCGCAUCCGAGCCUCAAAGUAGCUAACGUUUUAGUUAUAACUUUGAAUCAAAUAUAGAACAUUUGAUUUGGCACGUCUGAAACAAGAGUAUUCUUUUUUACGUGAGAAGUUAAAGGCUGGUUUCUAUACGUUCUUUCACAAGGACACACAAAUAACUGUCAAAAAUGUCAUAUCUAUCUAUGUAUUCCUAAAUUGAAUUUCGUAAAUUCACCGCCGGCAAAGAUCGGUGGCAAAAAUAAAUCCCUACAGACCUGUUUAUUGUAUUGCAUAAUCCCUUUUUCUAUCGAAUAUCGAAUACUGGUAGACCUCGUCAAAUGGAUUUUUAUUUGGAUGCGCAAAUAGAGUAUUGUGCCAAGAAAUGUGUUUUCAUCCAGUUUUGGCUGAAACACUAAAAUGUACAGCAUACCGAUUUAUUUAUGACAUAUCCUUAUAAGUAUACAUAAUGUUCGUAUGUCUCAAUCAUAUCGCACCUGGGAGUUAAUUUAUUACGACGCCUCUAAAUAAAGUAUUCUUUAGGAACCCGGACAGCCCUUAAGGCAUCCUUGCAUCCCGGCUGAUUGCCCGACAAACUUAUUAAAUCCGUUAGGUAUUUUUAUAUUAAAUAAGCGAGUACUUGACGGAGAUCCCACCUGAUGUUAAAUGAUGAUGUGGUCGAAAGAUUGUACGAUAUUAAAACUACAUUAAUAGCAUAAAUAAAAAAUAUUAAGUUACGAUAGCUCAAAAAAUGCCACAAGAUAUUUAUUGGACUGUAUUUAUGUAUGUAAUUCUUUAUGCCUAAUAAGGUUUAUUUUGUGAACAAACGAACCGAAGUAACAGUGUCUCUCUCACUUGGCCAAAUAAAUUUGUUGCGUUUUAUUUAUUUAUUAGUAAAAAUUAGCAGUUUUCAUUUUCUAAAUCCAUGUAAAUAAGACUUCGCUUCAACAAACCUAACUCGAAUAACAGUAAAGAAAACAACCUUUAUCAUAUAUCACAGGGUAACUAUAUAAUAUAUCUGCUCGAUGUGGAAAUAAAACUCGUGUAAGGGCGAAGAGGGGCGAAGGCUGACCUUUUGGAGCAAACGGAAAUUGCACGUUAUCUUUGCGAUACAGGAAUAGAUGCCAGCGGCUAUUGUCGGUGGGAUUUCUGAAUGACCUUUUCAAUUAAAAAACUUGGUAGAAAUACGAUGGCAUAUUUUUUGUUACUUAUUUUUUAUGUAUAUUAUGUAUUUGUUAAGUUAAAUAAAUAAAAAGCUUUUGUUUU